Messenger RNA from Rhipicephalus microplus (southern cattle tick), 2603 nucleotides. Its product is annotated as retinol dehydrogenase 12-like. NCBI's taxonomy places the organism in Eukaryota, Metazoa, Arthropoda, Arachnida, Ixodida, Ixodidae. The record is from RefSeq and is a predicted model, not a curated record.
CGUUUGUUUCCUUUGCCGUCAUGCCCACCCUUUGUGGUCUCUCCAGCUUUAUCCAAUACAGUUGUGAAUCAGAGCUGCCACUCUUUGCGCACUUCGCAGUGAGCUUCAAAUGUAGUCGUUCGAGAGUGGGGCUUCUCUAGAAGUGCGACACCGGUGGAAUUUGGCUUAAAAUUAUGCUCAACGCCGUCCCUAGCAACAGCCGAGCGUGAAGAGGACCAUGGGCGUCGAAGAGCUGCCGACGGCCAGCCACCAGAAGGUGUUCGCCGCCAUAUGGCGCACCGUGCGCGAGGCUCUGUUCUUGCUCCAAGUGGGCACGUUGUGCGUACUCGCUCUCAUGGUGCGCAAAGGAGUGUGCCGAUCCAAGGCCAGUAUGGAAGGCAAGACCGUGGUCGUUACGGGUGCUAACGCAGGCAUCGGCAAGGCCACAGCCAUGGCGCUAGCACGGAGAAAGGCCCGUGUGAUCCUGGCCUGCCGCAACAUGGACAAGGCCAAGCGGGCAGCCCAGGAGAUAUUCGAGAGCACGGGACAGUCAGUGGUCAUCAAGGAGCUAGACCUCGCCUCGUUCAAAUCGGUGAAUGACUUCUGCGACGACAUUCUGAAGACGGAGUCGCGACUCGACGUACUCGUCAACAACGCUGGCAUCGUCACAGACUCCAAAGCGGUCAGGCUGACUGAAGACGGCUACGAAUUGUGUUACCAGUCCAAUUAUCUCAGCCACUACUUGUUAACGAUGAGGCUCCUCGGGCUGCUGCGGAAGAGUGCACCGAGCCGGGUGGUGAACGUCUCGUCAGCCGUGCACCACUUGGGCACUCUUGACGAUCCCGACAAGCUGGCGCGCGGCCUGACUGCCGUGCGUCACCCGACCUACUCGUACGCCUGCAGCAAGCUCGCCCAGGUCGCAUUCACGCGCUCCCUGGCGCACAAGCUACGCCACACUGGCGUCACAGUGAACGCUCUGCACCCUGGCGAUGUAAAGACGGACAUCGCAACCAACUCGCCCGGAGGUCUUUUCUUCAGCUUGCUCUUGGCUAUUGGAGGAAAAACUGCCGAGGAAGGGGCGCAGACGUCCAUCCACCUGGCCGUCGAGCCCAAGGUGGGGACGGGCCACUACUACUCGGACUGCCGGCGGGCCUGGAUAAGCAGGCAGGCGGCCAACCGGAGGAAGUGCGAGCGCUUCUUCUGGCACUCUGCACGUCUGGUGCACCUCGACGAAGACAUGGUCAACUCUCUCAUAGGAAAAUUAUACACCGUUUGCAUAUCGGAGUGGCGUUCCCCUUUCGGCGUUUGGCGCGCCUUGAAAGAACCGCCUCUCCAAGGCCGCCAACUACGUGUGUUUUUAUACGUGCACGUUCGCUCGGUGGCUCUCUUCCUUUUAACGCGCAAUAUUUCUCUCUUUCAAAUCGAGCAGCCGUUUCCUGUAGCGUCUGAAUUUCUUUCGACCAGUGUCAACGGAGGCUGCCGAGAUUUCGAGGCAGAAGGAGCGCCAGCCGAGAGGACAAUGGACACUGUUCAGCCAGAGAAGAAGCUGGACCUGCGGGCGGUCGUGGCCGAGCUUCUUCUGUUUGUGAAGAUCGUGCUGCUGGCCAUCGAACAUUUGUGGGACAAGCACGCCAUGUGUCACUCAGAGGCGUCCAUGGAAGGGAAGACAGUCAUCGUUACGGGGGCCACCUCAGGCAUCGGCAAGGAGACAGCCAUGGAGCUGGCGCGCAGAAAAGCAAGAGUCAUCAUAGCCUGCCGAAACGCCGAGAAGGCGCAGCACACGGCGGAGCAGAUAUUCGAGCAGACAAACAGCGGAGUGGUCGUCAAAGCGCUGGACAUGACUUCGUUCAAGUCGGUCCGCAAGUUCUGCGACCACGUCGUCCGCACAGAGGACCGGCUGGACGUGCUCAUCAACAACGCCGGGGCGAUUGGACAUUCAAAGAAGGUCAAACUGACUGAAGACGGGUUUGAGGAGAUCUUCCAGGCAAACUUCCUAGCACCUUUAUUGCUCACGCUUCUUCUUCUUGACUUGCUGAAGAAGAGUUCGCCGAGCAGAAUCAUCAACGUGUCCUCCGACUACCACCGAUUGGGACAAGUUGGAGACGUGAGGCAGAUGGCGCGAGGCGUUAACCUGGUCACCAAUCCCACAGCCCUCUACGGGAACGCCAAGCUGGCACUCUGCUUGGUCACCAUCGCACUGGCUGACAGGCUUCGAGGCACUGGUGUGACGGUGAACUCCCUCCACCCCGGUGCCGUCAAGACGCACAUCGUGGACGAGGGACCGGGCCUGCGGAAGUUCCUCUUCGACUUCGUGCUCAGCAUCAAAGGAAAGACGCCGCUGGAGGGAGCGCAGACAUCGGUGCGGCUUGCCGUGGAUCCUGAGCUGGCGAACACGAGCGGCGAAUACUUCGAGAACUGCGCGCCUGCCGCGCCUCGAUACCGGAGUGCGCACUUGGCCGACCACCACCUCGCCGAACACUUACUACGCUCUUCCCAGCACCUACUCGGGCUAUAGUUUUUUCUCUACGCAUUAACUCUCCAGCAUUGAAAACGUGAAUCAGAAGACUAAAGGUGUUUGUUGCUUGGGCUUUCAAAGGGUACUUACGCAACGCUCGCAGAAAAAU